AUAUUAAAAAACGGUGAAAAAUGAAGAACUUCGUGUGUCUGGUGGUGGUGAUGGUGCUGUUGCAAAAAAACAGCAAAUCAAAUGGCGCCAAAAUUUAUGACCAUCCGGAACCACUGCCACGUGCCCGCCCCGCCCCAUUCCAGCCCCGCACUCUAACAGCCCCGUCAAAUGCUGCUUUUUCUGCUAAUAUGGCGGGAAUGGCGCGUCUGGAGUCCUUAGAUGUGAAGUGUGGACGGACUGGGAUGAAUGUGGAGUUAAGGUUCUCAGCGGUGUUCCCUGGAGUGGUGUAUUCCAAGGGCCAUUUCUCCGACUCAGCCUGUUUGUAUUUGAAGGAGAGUGACCCGCGCUCGGAUGUCUAUAAGUUCACCAUCCCCAUAGACGGCUGCGGGACUAAGGCAGAGGAAGGCCUGGGUGUGUCAGGGAAGGACCGCGAAGUUGGUAACACUGUCAUCAUACAAAGUGACCCGCUGAUACAAGAGGUUUGGGACGAGGCGAGGCAUAUCACGUGUUCCUGGUCCCAUUCCAUGACCAAGAGCGUUGCCUUUCUGCCACUCAAGGUGUAUGAACCCGAAAUGGUGGAUGUGCAGUUUGACUCUCGUUCUGUCAACACACUAAUGGAGAUACAGCGGGGCACACGGGGGGCAGAUGGACCCCUCCCUGCGCCCCCUACCGGCUAUGUGCACGUGGGUGACGAUAUAUCUGUGGUCAUGUACGUCAAAGGUAAACAGACAGACGCGAACGUUAUAUCUUGCAACGGCACUACAGCGGGGCGAAGCGCGUCUGUGGCCCUCGUGGACAGUCAAGGGUGUGUGUUGAGGCCAGACCUUCUCACACCCUUCGCCAAGACACGCAAGGUCAACGGUGUGGAGGCUGACCUUAUGUUGUACUCGUAUUUAAAGGCCUUCAACAUCGCCGAGAGUCCAGAGUUUAUCAUAUCGUGCGCUCUUGAAGUCUGCGAGAACUCAUGCCCUGAACCGUGCGCUGGAGGGGCCCCUAAGUCACGGAGGAGGAGGAGGAGGAGGGGGGUGGAGGUGGAGGAAGAGUUAGAGGAGGAGGUAGAGGAGGUAGGGUCUUCCUCCUCCUCCUCCUCUUCCUCUUCUUCCUACACUGUCAAGAAGAUUGUGUUGGAGAAAGGAGUAAUGGUUCUGGAUAAAGAGGAAGGCCGUGUACAGUGCUUGGUGGAGACGGGCAGUGUGGUGGUGUGUGUGGCGGUGUUGGUGGCCGUGGUGUGUUGCCUGGCUGUGGUGUGCGCGGUGCUGGCCUGCAGACUGUGCUCUCGGAAGUAUAUCAAGAAACUGGAUCGUUGAUGUUUUGGUGUUUUAUGGUGUUUUAUGGUGUUUUUUUGGUGUUUUUUGGGGUGUUUUUGAGUGGUGGUGCCUCGAGAAUAUGAAAAAACAGGAUCAUUAAUAAAAUCAGUAGUUUUUUUGUGUGUGUGUUUUGGGGAUGAUUUGCAGUGUUUUUGGUGUUUUUGGGUGUUUUGGAGUGGUGUUGCCUCGAGAAUAUGAAAAAAGCACCAUUAAUAAAUCCAGUAAUGUUUUUUGGUGUUUUGGGGUAUUUUGGAGUGAUGUUGCCUCGAGAAUAUGAAAAAAAACACCAUUAUUAUUUGGUUACGUUUGGUAGUGUUUGGUUACGUUUGGUGGUAUUUGGUUACG
Portunus trituberculatus (swimming crab) is the source of this 1652-nucleotide messenger RNA. RefSeq lists its product as uncharacterized. The record is from RefSeq and is a predicted model, not a curated record. NCBI's taxonomy places the organism in Eukaryota, Metazoa, Arthropoda, Malacostraca, Decapoda, Portunidae. Bases 21 to 1307 code for a protein of 428 amino acids. The transcript has 8 exons.